AUGGAUUUGGGAGAAAAAAAAAAAAUUAAGGGAUUGAAUUAUCUAUCUAAUUUUAAAAAAUUAAAUUUACUGUCUUGUUGUUUUAUAGCUGUGGCAGCAUUAAAUAAUAAUAAUAAUGGGAGAAUUAAUUACACCACAACGUCGCCAAUCGAUCCAUCAAUACUGAAAAGGACUCAAGAGGGUAUAAAUAAUACGUGCGUUCAAGAUACACUAAGAUCAUCACGGUCGACAUCGCUCGGAAUGGGAAUAUCGGAUGAUAGCAAACCGGAUGACGAAUCGCGAGAAGUCGAUUCUCCGCCCAUGAUAGACACAAAAGGAUUAAUGAUAGAUUCAAUGGCGGAAGGUGGUACAUUGGAUCCCGUAGGAAGCAGCAACGCGUCGGAUAAUAACAGCGAAUGCGAAUUGGACGAAUUUGCACCCAAGAGAAAGCAAAGAAGGUACAGGACGACGUUUACGAGUUUUCAAUUGGAAGAAUUGGAAAAAGCAUUUGCGAGAACUCACUAUCCGGAUGUGUUCACCAGGGAGGAAUUGGCAAUGAAAAUCGGAUUAACGGAAGCCAGAAUACAGGUGUGGUUUCAAAACAGGAGAGCCAAAUGGAGGAAACAAGAAAAAGUCGGACCACAGGCUCAUCCUUACAAUCCGUACUUGGCAUCGGGAGGAGGAGGUGGAGGUGGUGGUGGUGGCGGGGGCGGUACAACGCCGCCGUCGGCCGUCACGCCGACUCUUCCGAAUCCUUUUUCUCAUUUGGGAUUCACGUUGCGUAAACCUUUCGAGGGUGCGACGGGAGCGGUGAGUUUGGCGGCGGCAUUCAGAGGAUAUCCUCACCUCGGACCGGGUCCGGUUAUUCCGAGCGGGUAUUUAGGGGCGCCGCCUCCUUUUCACCGCGGUGCUCCGACGACGUUGUUACCAUCGAGUUUAGGACCUUUGACAUACAGUCCAUCGACGGCUAGUUCGUUUCAAAACUUGCUCGCAAACAUAUCGGCCGCACAGAGACCCAAACACUCACCGACGGGAUCUCCGACGGAAGAUUAUCAGCAACACGCGGCUGCAUUGUUGGCCGCGGCGACCGUGUCCGCCAUGGCUUCGCCUACGACGACCGUGUCCGCGUCGACUUCUCCCCCAGCGACGACGGCUCCGGAUUUGGACAGAAGGAGUUCGAGCAUAGCCGCUCUAAGAUUAAAAGCGAGAGAACACGAAAUCAGACUGGAACUCCUUAGGAAAAACGAUCUUGUUAGUUGA
Pediculus humanus corporis (human body louse) is the source of this 1239-nucleotide messenger RNA. RefSeq names its product homeobox protein arx, putative. The transcript is spliced from 5 exons. The coding region runs from base 1 to 1239 and encodes 412 amino acids. Gene Ontology annotation, biological process: regulation of transcription by RNA polymerase II. Gene Ontology annotation, molecular function: DNA-binding transcription factor activity, RNA polymerase II-specific; RNA polymerase II transcription regulatory region sequence-specific DNA binding. The record is from RefSeq and is a predicted model, not a curated record. Lineage: Eukaryota; Metazoa; Arthropoda; Insecta; Psocodea; Pediculidae.